GUGGCGGGAGGGCGCGGUUCUCGCGAUUCCCCCCUUCCAAGCACGGAGAGACCCUGUUCCCGGCUCCCACCCCAAACCGUCCUGGGACGAGGAGCGGUAAUUGGGAGGGAGAGGGGACGACUGCGGCGCGUCCCGGUCUCCCAUGACCGGCCAGAUAAAGCUACGUGGGGACGCCCUGCUACCGUCUGUCUUCUUCCCUAUGGUCCUGUAGACUGAAGACUUAAAUCCAAGGUCAUGGCAAAACAUCUGAAGUUCAUUGCCAGAACUGUGAUGGUACAGGAAGGGAAUGUGGAAGGUGCAUACAGGACCCUAAACAGAAUCCUUACCAUGGAUGGGCUCAUUGAGGACAUAAAGCGACGGCGAUACUACGAGAAGCCUUGCCGCCGGCGACAGAGGGAAAGCUAUGAAACCUGCCGGCGAAUCUACAACAUGGAAAUGGCUCGCAAGAUCAACUUCUUGAUGCGAAAGAAUCGGGCGGAUCCGUGGCAGGGCUGCUGAGGCCUGUGGAUAGGAGGCCCCAUGUGAAAAUCCUUAUCCAGCUGUCUCCACCUCUUUUCUUUCUCCCACCCCAUUUUCUCUUACCUUUCUUACAAUAAACUCACAUAUAUGCAAGAAGGCCUGCAUAUAUAGAAGCAGUCCCACUAGUCAGCAAUAGACACUUUCUUGUAUUAAGUCAAAGAGAAACCGAGUCCAAAAGUAGUCUGGGAGUAGAAUGGUGGUUGCCAAGGGCUGGUGUUGGGAGGAGGGGAAUGGGAAAUUAUUGUUUAAUGAGAGCAGAGUUUCAGUUUGGGAAGAUGAAAAAGUUCUGGAGGUGGAUAGUGGUGAGACUUGCACAACAACGUGAAUGUACUUAAUGCCACUGAACUGUACACUUAAAUGAUUAAAAUGUUAAAUUUUA
This is a messenger RNA of Globicephala melas (long-finned pilot whale), 898 nucleotides long. RefSeq names its product mitochondrial ribosomal protein S21 (gene MRPS21). The record is from RefSeq and is a predicted model, not a curated record. Lineage: Eukaryota; Metazoa; Chordata; Mammalia; Artiodactyla; Delphinidae. Gene Ontology annotation, molecular function: structural constituent of ribosome. Gene Ontology annotation, biological process: translation. Gene Ontology annotation, cellular component: ribosome.